AUCCGCGGUAUAAUUAACGAAACCCUGCAUCCUCAUCCAGUCCAUUCACAGACGCCACCAAGAAAAAAAUCAAUAAUUUUGAUUCAACUUGAAGAACCAGUCUCUUUUGUCGUUGAUGAAUUCUAUACGAAACCAAAAGAAAGCCUCAAUCCUCCUUCCCGUUAGCCUUUUUCAGCUUCUUGUUCACAAGCAAUGCCAAGUUUAACUGUUAAACUCUACAGCAUCUUCUUCAAACUCCACAAGAGAUACCAAUUACACAACCUGACUUUACAAGCUCAAACUCAAUCGUCUUCCUUUGUCAUCACUUCAAGGCCAGACGGGGGCGUCGUCCCCAGCAAUCCCUCUUUCUUUGAUGGGGUAGCGACUAAAGAUUUGCACUUAGACCCUUACUCUGGUCUCGCUCUCCGUAUCUUUCUUCCUGGCACGGUCGUUGACUCUUCUUUGAAUGAUGGUCAUGUCUACAAAGGCUAUUCUCCACUCACGACGGGGAAAAAUAUUGGCUACAAGAAACUUCCUGUUAUGUUGCAGUUUCAUGGUGGGGGGUUUGUAAGUGGGAGCUGUGACUCUGUUGCAAACGAUGCCUUUUGUAGAAGGAUAGCCAAGUUGUGUGACGUGAUUGUUAUAGCGGUUGGGUAUAGGCUGGGGCCAGAGAGUCGGUAUCCGUCGUCAUUUGAGGAUGGAUUUAAGGUGUUGAAUUGGUUGAAAAAGCAGGCUAAUUUAGCAAAGCUUGGGAAUGGGAAAAAAGAGAGGCAUGUUUUUGAUGGGUUUGGUCUUUCUAUGGUUGAACCUUGGUUGGCUGCUCAUGGUGAUCCCUCUAGGUGUGUGCUCCUUGGGGCAAGUUGUGGUGCAAACAUAGCUGACUAUGUGGCCAGGAAGGCUGUAGAAACAGGAAACCUUUUGGACCCAGUUAAGGUUGUGGCUCAAGUUCUCAUGUACCCUUUCUUCAUGGGGAGUGUUCCUACAAGUUCUGAAAUUAAGCUGUCGAAUUCCUACUUCUAUGACAAGCCUAUGUGCAUACAGGCAUGGAAACUUCUCCUACCUGAGGAUGAAUUCAACUUGGAUCACCCUGCUGCCAACCCUCUUAUCCCUGGGAGAGGUCCACCUCUGAAGUACAUGCCUCCAACACUGACAGUUGUUGCAGAACAUGACUGGAUGAGGGAUCGAGCCAUUGCUUACUCAGAGCAACUGCGCAAGGUUAAUGUGGAUGCACCCCAUCUUGAUUACAAGGAUACUGUGCAUGAGUUUGCCACUCUUGAACUUCUCCUGCAGACUCCACAAGCCCUGGCCUGUGCAGAAGACAUUGCUAUUUGGGUUAAGAAAUAUAUAUCAAUAAGAGGCCAUGAGUUUUCAUACUGAUCAGCAUAGGUUGAGUUGUCCAUUUUGAGGCAAGUGCAUGCAAAAGCUGUUCUUUCAUUGUAAAACAUUGAGUGUUUGUCUUAUGGGAACAUUAUUUCCCUCCUUGUUGAAGGUCUUCUGGGAACAUUCUUUCAUUCAUUUAUUCAUAUUCUUUCUCAUA
Messenger RNA from Mangifera indica (mango), 1516 nucleotides. Its product is annotated as probable carboxylesterase 16. The record is from RefSeq and is a predicted model, not a curated record. Lineage: Eukaryota; Viridiplantae; Streptophyta; Magnoliopsida; Sapindales; Anacardiaceae. Gene Ontology annotation, molecular function: hydrolase activity. The transcript has 2 exons. The coding region runs from base 193 to 1356 and encodes 387 amino acids.